This is a messenger RNA of Cydia splendana, 1148 nucleotides long. RefSeq names its product transcription elongation factor 1 homolog. Gene Ontology annotation, biological process: transcription elongation by RNA polymerase II. Gene Ontology annotation, molecular function: RNA polymerase II complex binding. Gene Ontology annotation, cellular component: transcription elongation factor complex. Bases 221 to 469 code for a protein of 82 amino acids. Lineage: Eukaryota; Metazoa; Arthropoda; Insecta; Lepidoptera; Tortricidae. The transcript has 3 exons. The record is from RefSeq and is a predicted model, not a curated record.
AGCAUUUCUUUUCUUUUUCGUCUUGUUCUACUUGAAUUAUAAGAUAUUUUACAUUCCUUAGAUUAGAGCCAAUUUGUGAGACCGUCCAAGGACAAAUCUUAGAAAUUGCAGGAGAAACCUCAACCUUUAGAGCAAAAUAUGGGACUUGAGUAAAAUCAUCUAAAACAAUCUUGUUCAACAGUUCCCGAUCUAUAACAGCAAAAGCUAGCAAAGUCCCGAUAUGGGUCGCCGCAAGUCAAAAAGGAAGCCGCCGGCAAAGAGGAAAGCCAUAGAGCCGCUUGAUCAACAAUUCAACUGCCCAUUUUGUAAUCACGAAAAAUCUUGUGAAGUAAAAAUGGAUCGAGCGCGUAAUACAGCUCGAAUACAAUGUCGAGUGUGUUUAGAAGACUUUCAAACCACCACCAAUGUACUGUCUGAGCCCAUAGAUGUUUAUAAUGACUGGGUAGAUGCUUGUGAAAGCGCAAAUUAGCCCUGCAAAAUGCCCUAAAUGUGUAUUAUGGGAGUCUCUAUAAAAUCUUUAAGAUAAUAUGUAUUUUAAGAUGUGUACUUUUGUAUUUAUUUCCAGUUUUUAACAAUCUUAAUUAUUUUCAAAUAUGUAUCUCACUGUUCAAUGAGCAUAAUAUAAACUUAUUAAAGGCUUGUUUCUGUAAGAAAUGCUCACAGAGAUCUCAGGCUAAAUGUAUGCCAUAUUAUUGUCUUGUAAGUUACACUGUACUGUACCUAGCCCAGACCAUUAAUACUGAUUCUACAGCCUUGACUAUUUUUUAACCAUUUGAGCGCCUUGCAGCAGUUGCAACUCUUAAAAGUGUAAGCUACAUUAGGGUUUGGGUCACACCUACCCAGUCAAUGUCUGACUUGAAACUAUUGUUGUUGCCAUUUUCUGAUACCAAUUUCCUGUUGCAAUGAAUUUAUAAAUUGUAUUCAAACCAACUUACCAAGUUAAGGUAUUUUUGUAUACAGUAAGCCAGAGUUGCCCCAGUUUACCACCUAUAUGCACCUUGUAUUUGCAAUGUUCUAGUAAUUAGCAAGACAAUCAGAUAUCAACGUAAACCUAGGUUUUUAGCUUUGAGGAUAAAAGAAUAGUUUAUAAACUUAAGAUCAACUAAUUGUAUUAGAUAAUGAUUAUCAAUAAAAACAUGAAAUAACAU